Molecule: messenger RNA, 500 nt
Organism: Gopherus flavomarginatus (Mexican gopher tortoise)
Lineage: Eukaryota; Metazoa; Chordata; Testudines; Testudinidae
Gene: NMS
Product: neuromedin S
Exons: 9
Coding region: 23-466 (147 amino acids)
Source: RefSeq, a predicted model, not a curated record
GCCGUCUGAAGUCUGAUGUGAAAUGCUCAGGUCCUGGCAGAACAACCAAAGUCUGUCCCCAGCUGGAAGGAACCGGUGGCUGAAAAUGAAACAGCAUCCUUUCCCCUUCCCUUUGAUCUUCGCUCUCUACUGCUUCUGUACUCUACAGUUCUCCUCAGGGUUUCCUCAGCCUGUCGCCGGUUCUAUAGAUGCUCCAGACGUUCCUAAAAGCGAGCUGGCACUGUGUUUCAGUCAGUGGACAGAACUGUCUAAUCAACCCCAGAUCUCCAAUAAAGUAAUGGAUCUUUGUAAUGCUAUUUUUAAUAGCAUGCAGAUAGAGGAGGAAAACAACGAGAACAUAUAUAAAAGAGAAUCACAAAUUGCUGCUGCAGAGUUUACAAAGAAGGAUAGUGCUGGUACCAUGGGACGGCCUUUUUUUCUUUUCAGGCCUAGAAAUGGAAGAACUAUCGAAGAUGGUGGUGAGUAGCCUCUGAAAGAAUUCCAUGGAAUAUGAAGCUCAU